Zootermopsis nevadensis is the source of this 2153-nucleotide messenger RNA. RefSeq lists its product as uncharacterized. The record is from RefSeq and is a predicted model, not a curated record. Lineage: Eukaryota; Metazoa; Arthropoda; Insecta; Blattodea; Termopsidae.
CAGGGCAAGGAGUAAGCUGUGCAUGAGAAAUAGGUUUGAGAUACAUAAAGCAGUCAGUCAAGGCAGUACCUUGGUCAGACCAGUGGGGAAAAAGGUUCCUAGGCCUGGCCAAAAAGGGGAAAAGACAUGCAAGAAAGAGACAGGAUAAAUAAAGGGUCCAGCAGGAAGAUAACCAGACAUGAGGAAAUUUUAGCUAAGAUGUUAAGAAAAGGAAAUAUACAGCAGAGAAAAUGGGCUAAACAGAGUUUGGAAAGAAGAAAUAAGGAAUUGGUAGGGGCUGUGUUAGUGUUCUGAAAAGGACAUUGUGCUGGCUUAGUGGCCAGAUUGGGACAGGGCUGUUGUAUUGGGGGUUUUAUAAGUUUUUUGAAAGAGUGGACGAGGGGUUUCCAUGACUGGCUCAAGGGAAAGCCAUCCUCCCUGUUCAUAUUGUUGGGGUGUAGCUCAAUCUCAGUGCCUUCACUCAAAAAGUGGUCCAUGUAUCUGGACUUUGCGGAGAGGAUGGUGGUUUUCUGAAGUUGAGAACGGUGGCCCAGGUUAAUGCUGUGUUCGGCCACGGCCGUUCUUUUUCUGGAUGCUUCAGACAGAUGGAGCAAUGUAUAUAUGUUAUCUGUGGCAACAGUACUCCUUGACACUGAUCAAACUUAACCACACCAGGUCGUCAUGCUGUCUUUAGGAAUAGUGUAAUAUUGUGACAAACAUGUUACGAAAUGUUGAAAUUAAGGCUAAGGUUAGAGAUUUAGGUGACACUGUGAGUAAAGCUAAGAAAUUAAGCAACUCUGAAGGAACGUGGAUUAAACAAGAUGAUAUUUUCUUCAGGAUACCUCAGGGACGCGGACGGUUGAAACUUCGGACGUUCGAGGAUAGAAGUGCAGAGCUUAUAUUUUAUGACCGGCCUGAUAGUGAUGGCCCCAAGUUGAGUAAAUAUGACAAAUGCAGUGUUCCAAAUGGUUCUCAGAUGUCAUCAGUACUCAGCUUUGCACUAGGCGUCGAGGGCAGUGUAAAAAAGAAACGACAGCUAUUCAUGGUUGGACAGACAAGAGUGCAUAUUGAUUAUGUUGAAAAGUUGGGAAAUUUUAUGGAACUUGAAGUAGUUCUCUCUGAAGAUCAGACGUUAGACGAAGGGAAAUUAAUAGCUCAGUCACUGAUGGCUGAUUUGGGCGUGAGGAAGGAAGAUUUGGUGUCAGGAACAUACAUGGAUCUUCUUUUAAAAUAAAGGUUAGGAUAAAGUACUCUUUAUAAAAAAUAUAUGAAUAAGUAGUGUUAUUGUUUGUGUAUAAUGUGGCAAAUUGGAAGUGUGAAGUUUUUUGAAAUCUCGAGUGAGGAAAAAAAUUGCAAUUUCUACCAUGAAGGCGAUGGAAAGUUAAGUAUUAAGCAUGUUUGAACAAUUCCAGUUCCACACUAUUCAGAUACUUUUUGUGUGUGUGUUUGCUGUGACUGUUGUCAUUGAUUAUCUGUUCCUAAAAUAAAAUAAACAAUAUUCUAAUGCUGGUAGAGACUUUAAAACAGGCUGCUGGGGUUAACAGUUGAGAAGCCAUGCUAGUGCAUUGCACACCCAGCUGUACUGCAUGUAAGCUGUAGUUUAUGGAUAAUAAUGCUUGAAUGAUUCACAAACCAAACUUUGCUACCUUUCUAAAAAUGCAGUAAAGUAAAUAAAUGAGGUUUAGACCCUAAAUAACAUUAGCAUAGCUGGCAUAAUAUUGCAGUAAUUACUAGAAGUAAUAGGUUAUGAUCAGUUGAUUAAUUCAGUUAUAGCAGAAUGUUUGAAAUAUAAAACAGGAUCAGAAAAGAAGUCUUAAUGUGAGAUUUGAGGUUUUUACAGUAGUGGAUGUGUCGGUUAUGAUCUUCUGGAUUGUGAUGCCCUUAUAGUCCUGUAGGUGGUUACCAAUAUUUUGGAAGAAAAAUCACCUCGAUCUUCAGGGUUGAAGACAAUAUGUAAUCUUCUUAGUUAGCAACAUUCCUUCAAAAUGUCAACCAUCUACAAGACUACGUGACAUGACUUGUAGGCCUUUAAGACUGGAUCGACGAAUCUGAUUUUUCAUGUUUGUGGAAAAGAUGGAUUGAUGGGUGAACCUGAUACACAGUAUGUUUAUUUUACUGAAGAUGCAUAAUGUUUUGUUUGUGAUAUAAAAUAAAUGUGGGAAAAUGGAAACAUG